AUGGAAGAGACAUCCACGCUUCAGAUCCAAGCAUACUUAGACGAAAUCAAUGUCGUCAAAGCAUUAAGAGGGAGACAACUUACCGACCAAGACAUUGCAAUUGAUAUGUUUGAAGAAGAGUUAAAGAAACUAGUUGAAUCUAGGAGGAAAGUUAAUGAAACGAGGAAAGUCAAUGAAACGAGGACAGUUAAUGAAACGAGGAAAGUUAAUGAAACGAGGAAAGUUAAUGAAACGAGGAAAGUUAAUGAAACGAGGAAAGUUAACGAACCGAGGAAAGUUAAUGAGACGAAGAAAGAGCAGACCAAAUCCAAGUACAAAGGCAAAGCAUCUGAAUACAGAAGUAUUAACGAGACCAGUAAACCUGACAAAACACCUACUGUAAAAUCCCUAUCAAAGAAUGAUCCCCGUAUUCCUCACCUUGAAAAGCUAACCUCAUCGACAUCCAAUUGCGUUGCCUGUUUUGAAUCGUGCACGGUAUACUCUGUUGCUUGUUCCCAUGCUUUCUGUAUGGACUGCUUCCGUCAGUUGUUUAUCUCGGCUACAACAGACGAAUCAUUGAUACCAGUGCGUUGCUGUGACAAAAUUAUUGGAAUGAAACACGCUCGAGCCAUGCUAUUUCCGAGAGAAUUUGAAAAGUUCAAAAAAAAAUGUUUGGAAGUAAGGUCAAGAAACAAAGUAUAUUGUCCCGUCAAAACAUGUUCUGAGUGGAUCUUGGUAAAUAAGAACCAGACAGAAGUUGAAUGUAACAAAUGUCGUGCGCGGAUCUGCACCAGGUGCUCCACCCUUGCGCACGAGAACACAGAUUGUCCGCGGGAUGAAGAGCUUUUGAAACUCAGAGAACUCGCGUCCACAGCUGGCUGGAAAGACUGCCCCCAAUGCCACUUCAUCAUUGAACUUACUAUUGGUUGCUACCAUAUGACAUGCCGUUGCGGUUACCAGUUCUGCUAUCUCUGUUCUGCUAAAUGGCGCACUUGCAAUUGUCGUCAAUGGGAUGAAGUUCGUCUUCAGAACGAGGCUCGUACACGAAUUGUAAACAUCCAACCACAGCUGGCUGGUGCACAUCUGGAGAGAAGAGUCGGAGAGUUCGCAGAAGAAUUAAGGGUGAGACACGAAUGUAGACACAAAUGGGAGAACAGGAGAUGGGAUUUUGCUCGAGAUUGUGGGAACUGCAAUUGGAAUAUGAUUUGGUAUGGAUGGGAAUGUGAGACAUGUUUAUGGAGGGUUUGUGCUAAGUGCAGAUUUCACAGAAUUCGAGUCAACAGACGAGUAGGUAGUGAAGCGAAUGCGAGUUCAUCUGCGCAGACACCUAGGCAUACCACCGCAGUUUCAUCUAGAAGGAUAACUAGCACUGUUACUGCAAGUUCGUCAACAAGUACGAACAAUCAUUCCAAUACAAACCCAAUCAAUUACUCAAACAGUUCCCGUAGGACUAUGACUGACAGGACCACUCCUGCAAGAGCAUCCUCAAAUGCGUCCGCAAGUACAAGUAGAACCAUUGGGGUGAGUGCGCCUACAAAUACAAGGGGAAUCGUUAGUGCGAGAAUCAUCAGUGCGAGCUCACCUGCAAGAACCAUCGGAGUGAGUUUAUCUGCAAAUACAAAGAGAAUCAUCAACGCAAGCUCAACCGCAAGUACAACAUAUGCAAAUUCAAGAAGUUCACUUGCAAGUACAAGUGGAACAACCAGAGCAAGUUCAAGCAGAAGCUCUGGUAGUAUGUAUCAAUCAGGAACUAUAUCAAGAGACACAAGUAGAAAUAUCGCUAAACCUAACAGUUCAUCCUUCGGUUCGUCAUAUAUAUCGAAUAAUUACGAUAGUUAUUAUGGAACUAGGGUUAGUUAUCCGCAAAGUUCACCGUCAAUCGUUAAUCGGAGCUGUAAACAAAAAGAAUCGCAGUGUAUUCUCUUAUAG
Molecule: messenger RNA, 1908 nt
Organism: Paraglomus brasilianum
Lineage: Eukaryota; Fungi; Glomeromycota; Glomeromycetes; Paraglomerales; Paraglomeraceae
Source: the annotation of a GenBank genome assembly